CUUCGUGUUGGUCACUGAUCACGAACCGUUGCAAACCAUUCUUGGUCCAAAGACGGGAAUUCCGAGCAUUGCUGCCGCACGUCUGCAGAGAUGGGCUAUUACCCUUUCCGCCUAUCAGUACCGAUUGGUUUACCGACCGGGUCGACUCAACGUGGAGGCGGACUGCUUGUCACGACUUCCAGUUCCUGGGUUUCAGGAUGAAGACUACGAGGAUGACGUCGCGGCGUUUCUCAGUCUCCGCCUGCAGUCUUUUCCGGUAAGCAGCCAAGAGAUCGCACAAUUUACAGCAAAAGAUAAAGAGCUCUGUCAAGUGGCAAGGUUCCUUGCCGGUGCGUGGCCCGCAAAAGUAGAAGAUUGUCUGAAGCGUUACUCUGCAAGAAGAAGCGAGCUGACGUGGCACCAGAAUUGCCUUUUGUGGGGAAUGAGGGUUGUGAUCCCGAAGGGACUGCGCGAACGCGUACUGGACGAGCUGCAUGAAGGGCAUCCUGGAAUCGUAAGGAUGAAAGAACUGGCACGCAGCUAUGUAUGGUGGCCGGAGGUCGAUGCGGAUAUUGAAUAUCGCGUCAGGUCGUGUGAUACCUGCCAACAGCAGCAGAGUCUUCCAGGUCCAGCCCCGCUGCAUCCGUGGUCCUGGCCAACUCGUCCGUGGCAAAGGCUGCACUUGGAUUUUGCGGGACCUUUCCAGGGCCGUCAUUUUCUGGUGAGCGUCGACUCCCACUCCAAGUGGCCCGAGGUUUUUGUGAUGAACAGCACAUCGGCCGAAGCAACUAUUGAAAAGCUGAGGGAGCUGUUUAGUCAUUUCGGUCUGCCAGAUGUUGUUGUCAGUGACAAUGGCCCCCAAUUUUGUUCCCAAGAAUUUCAGAUUUUCUUGCGAGAGAACGGUGUGAGGCACGUCAGGACCGCCCCCUACCAUCCAUCAAGUAAUGGGCUGGCUGAGCGUUUCAUCCGCACCCUGAAGGAGGCCUUACGAAAAGAGAUGCCGGGCCGGCCUCUGUCCCGUCGACUAGCAAGUUUCUUGUUAGCUUACAGAAACACACCGCACGCCACAACCCUUCAGAGUCCUGCGGAGUUGCUGCUUGGGCGGCGGCUCACUACCCGUCUCGACAGACUGCGACCCUCUGCAGAGGAAACUGUUCACCGCAAGCAGGACGUGCUACAGGUGAAGCACAGUGGCAAACACCGACACUUCGUGCCGGGUGAUAAGGUGUACGUCAAGAACUUCCGGCCGGGUGAGAGGUGGUUGCACGGAGUCGUCAUGGCUAGAUCCGGACCGGUCUCCUACAGGCUUCGUGUGACCACACCGCGGGGGACCUUCGUGUGGCGGCGACACCAAGACCACCUGCGGUUGCGGGAGAGCUCUACCCCAGAGGAGGAGGAAGGUGGUUUGCUGAUACCGAGUGUCCUGCCAUCAUCGCCAACCCCAGGGCAAGGGGAACUCGUGAACGAGCUGCCUCCAGUUGGGUCACCGGUGGUAGAGGGACAAGACAUGGGAUCAACUCCAGUCUCCGGUCGUUCCCCAGCCCAGCCGCAAGAAAUUCAGCGCCGGUAUCCCGAACGGCAACGGCGUGCGCCUAAUAGGUUUUCGCCUUGAGAAGGAAGAGAAA
Molecule: messenger RNA, 1604 nt
Organism: Ixodes scapularis (black-legged tick)
Lineage: Eukaryota; Metazoa; Arthropoda; Arachnida; Ixodida; Ixodidae
Exons: 1
Coding region: 422-1591 (389 amino acids)
Biological process (GO): DNA integration
Molecular function (GO): nucleic acid binding
Source: RefSeq, a predicted model, not a curated record